AUGGUAAAAAUUGAGAGCCUUCCUAUAGAGAUCCUACAUCUUAUUCUGUCUCUCUUCAUCCGCUCAGAUGAUCUUGACGUACUGGGCAGCAGAGAUCUAAGCACGGAUGCCAAAGACGGCAGUCCAAAGGAAUUGGUUGAAGACGACUUUGACGAAUUUGAACUCGAAGGGACUGAGACUCUACGCAAUGCUUGCUUAGUAUCGCGGAAGUUCCGUGAGGUAGCCCAACCUUUGCUUUUCCGUGAUCUGUUUGAUGAUGGUUUGGCCGGGGAUGAUCCGAACCCAACCAUCUCUUUCACCAAAACAAUAUAUCAACGUCCAGACCUCCAAAAGCAUGUGCAUCAAAUUUCCAUCCUGCCUCUCCCAUUCAAUGCACGUGGUGGUAAACCCCUUUCUGCAGAGGACUCGGAGUUCUUCAAAGGCAUAAUUAAGGGGCUUAAAUUAGCCGAUCAUGAGGAAGCCUGGAUUGCGGCCAUGGAGAAACCCGACCUUGGCGUUUUCGCAGCAUUACUAGCCAACAAGACUCCCAAUCUUCGUGGGCUACACCUGCCACAGCGCGAAUUCUGGAUCUCUCCUUUCAUCCAGCUUUUGGAUCACAAUCCAGAAUUCUUGUCGAACGUCGAGUCUGUCUGGAUUGAAAGCGAUGACGAACUUGCCGGCUUCGAUAUUGGUUCUUACGAGAAAUUCCUCACCCUUCCCAAAGUCAUAUUUUCGACCUUCGAGUACGGUGAUCUCUGGGAUAAAUCUUUCCCAUCUACAUGGCUACCUGGAUCACUGGAGACGAAGGAACUGUCCUUCCACCACUGCCAUAUCGAUGCCGGCGCGAUCAAGAAGCUCAUGCAAGCGUGCAAGAACCUGAAAACUUUUACUUACAACAAUUUCAGCCUGGAUCCUAACGAGCGACGGGUCCUGCGCGAUGGAACCGCGCCCGAAUUCAACACCAAGGAGGCCCAGGAAGCCGCCCUCGUACAUAAGGACACUCUUGAGCUCUUCCACCUCGAGUUCGCAAUGGCAGCAGUAUGGGACGCCGAAAAUCCCGAGGAAUUGGCUUCCAGCCGCGUCAAGGCUGGCUCAUUCCGCGAAUUCUCCGUGCUGGAAACCAUCCUCAUCCCGCAAUCUUGUCUUCCAUCACACCCUCAAUUCCCCAGCUCGUUAAAGACACUCCAUGUCACCGACUGCAACUCAUCUAUCCGGGAGUUGGCUCAGAACGUUGCGACAGAUUGUAAAAAGGGUCUUUAUCCGAACUUGACUAACUUCAAGGUAUUGGCAAUCGAUAUCACUCAGCCCAUUAAACUUCCCGGACAACGUAUUCCGGAAGGGAAAACACCAGAGCAAUGUUUCAUUGCUCUUCGGGAUCUCUUCAAAGGAACCAAAGUCAAUUUCCAGAUCUUGCCGUAUGAUUUACCUGAAUUUGAUGAUUACGGUGAUCUCGACGAUUAUGAUGAAGACCUCGGUUUUGAGGAAGAUUUCCAAGGACCAGGAGAUCCCAGCGGUUCAAUCCCACCGCAGCUUUUCAACUUGCUUAUGCAGCGCGCUUUGAUGGACCCUGACUUUGCACACCUUCGCCACGGUGAGGAUAGUGGUGAUGAUUCGUGGGAAACUGAUGACAGCGAAUGA
This is a messenger RNA of Penicillium griseofulvum, 1617 nucleotides long. RefSeq lists its product as uncharacterized. Lineage: Eukaryota; Fungi; Ascomycota; Eurotiomycetes; Eurotiales; Aspergillaceae. The record is from RefSeq and is a predicted model, not a curated record. Bases 1 to 1617 code for a protein of 538 amino acids. The transcript has a single exon.